Zea mays is the source of this 1390-nucleotide messenger RNA. RefSeq lists its product as uncharacterized. Gene Ontology annotation, biological process: auxin-activated signaling pathway. The record is from RefSeq and is marked validated. The transcript has a single exon. NCBI's taxonomy places the organism in Eukaryota, Viridiplantae, Streptophyta, Magnoliopsida, Poales, Poaceae. The coding region runs from base 226 to 1176 and encodes 316 amino acids.
AGCUUUCCACCACCCUUUCGCCACACCGCGCUCGACACUACACAGCGCGCACGCUCGGCUUCGCUAGCCGCCACCACCACCAAGCGACCUCUUCUCCAGCUCUCCUGUUCCAUGCACCACCGCUCGCUCCUUGUCUCCUAGCUAGACAGGGGCUUGCAUUGAGGCUGUCCUUGUGUUGCAUCAGGACGCCAGGCUUCUUUCUGCGGUGUCGGUUCGUCUGCUGUGAUGGAGAGGUGGGGGGACAAGGACAGGGGGGCGGCGGUUCCGGCGCCGGGGAGGUUGAGGCGGUACGCCGACCAGCCGUCCUUCUCGUCCUCGCUCCUCGACGCCAUAUACAAGUCCAUGGACGAGCCCGGCGACGGGGCAACAUCCGCCGCCGCCGCGGGAGCGACCAAGAUGCAGAGCCACCAGGACCUGCACUACAGCUACUACUACAAGACGUCGCUGGCGGGGAGCUACCGCGGCAGCAGGGCUGCGGCGGCGGCGCACGCCGCCACCACCACGUCGAGCUCCUCCGAAUGCUCGAGCUACGGUGGGUUCUCGUCGUCGGAGGCGGAGUCGUCGCAGCACCGGCGGCUGCGGCCCAUACGCACGAGCGUGGGCGCGGCCGCGUCGCCCGCGCCCGCGCCGGAGAAGAAGAAGAAGGCCGGCGCCAACAUCCGCGCCAAGCUGAGGGACCUCCGCAAGCCGGCGUCCCCCGGCGCGCGGCUGGCGGGGUUCCUGAACACCAUCUUCAGCGGCAGGCGCGCGCCGGCGACGCCGCCGUCGCGGGGCGCGGAGUCCUCCGCGUGCUCCACGGCGUCCUCGUACUCGCGCUCCUGCCUCAGCAAGACGCCGUCCACGCGGGGCCAGCCGAAGCGGACCGUGCGGUUCCUGGACAGCGACGACGGCGAGGCGGCGGCGGCGGCGCCCGGCGGCGAGCGGCGGAGGGUGCAGGUCGGGGUGGCGGAGCUGGAGCGGAUGCUGCUCCACCGGAUGGAGAUGGACAGCGACGAGGACGACGAGGACGAGGAGGGCAGCGACGCCAGCUCCGACCUGUUCGACCUCGAGAACUUCGCGGCCGGUGCCCCCGACGCCGCGGCGGCGUACAGGGACGAGCUGCCGGUGUACGAGACGACGAGGGUGGUGCUGGGACACCGCGCCAUUGGCCACGGGAGGAGUGCCAGGGUGGUGUGAUCUUGCUGCCUGCCGGGAUUCAUCCCGGUUCCGGAGCGCCAGGGUAACUGUAAAAUGGUGGAGUAACUGUAAGAUACAAGUGUUGGGGGCAACAAGUGUUUGCUACUCGUACUCGCAUCGUGAGAUCUCUGGGAGGAUAUUUCUUGGAUCCUUUUCGUGUCCUUGUGUGUGUGUGUGGUUAGUUCUAAUUUGAAUGGAGUAACUCGCUAUGCUC